GUUGUUAUUGGGCCUCCCGGAUCGGGAAAAACUACUUAUUGUAAUGGCAUGCAACAAUUCCUUCGCGCCACGGGGAGAAAAAUUUCGGUAGUGAAUCUCGAUCCGGCAAAUGAUUUUUUACCAUAUGAAUGUGCAAUAAAUAUGGCAGAUUUAAUUACAUUAGAGGAAGUUAUGGAAGAAUUUAAGUUAGGUCCAAAUGGGGGUAUGAUGUAUUGUAUGGAAUAUUUAGAAAAAAACAUUGAUUGGCUUGAGGAAAAGCUAAAGAGCUUAAAAGAUGAAUAUUUUUUAUUCGAUUUUCCUGGUCAAGUUGAACUCUUUACUCAUCACGGAUCGGUUAAAAAUAUCAUUGAAAGAUUGCAAAAGUUGGACUACAGGCUUGUAACGGUUCAUCUGGUAGAUGCACAUUAUUGUACUGACCCAUCAAAAUAUAUUUCAGCAUUAUUAUUGUCACUUAAAACAAUGUUACAGAUUGAAUUACCUCAUGUAAAUGUACUUUCAAAGGUUGAUCUAAUGGAAUCGUAUGGCAAAUUAGCUUUUAACUUGGAUUUUUAUACCGAAGACAAGAAGUCGGUGAUGGAUCUUGUUAAAGUAAUAGACAAAGCAAAUGGAUAUGUAUUUGGCGGAUUGACAGAAGGUAAUGAAAGUAUUAUGUUGACUGCAAUGAGUGAUGUAAAUAGUUUUCACGAUGUCAUGGAUGUGCAAGAAAGAUGGUUAGAUCAUAGAGAAAUAUGGGAUGAAUGGGAAGCUAAGCAAAAGCAACAGGUGGAUCAAUAUAAGCAAGGAUGA
Molecule: messenger RNA, 786 nt
Organism: Racocetra persica
Lineage: Eukaryota; Fungi; Glomeromycota; Glomeromycetes; Diversisporales; Gigasporaceae
Source: the annotation of a GenBank genome assembly